Molecule: messenger RNA, 3849 nt
Organism: Heterostelium album PN500
Lineage: Eukaryota; Evosea; Eumycetozoa; Acytosteliales; Acytosteliaceae
Product: protein phosphatase 2C-related protein
Exons: 2
Coding region: 1-3849 (1282 amino acids)
Source: RefSeq, a predicted model, not a curated record
AUGGCAAAUGGUGGUGUUGUUGGUAACAAACAUCUGAAAAAAGCGCUAAACUCUUACAAUAUAACGAGCGAUGUCGAACAUUCUAUCAUUGACGACAAUGCUACCGUCAUCGAAGUAUGGCUAGAGUCAAACCAGGCACUCUUUUCCAAUCUAAAGAUGACCGCGAUCUAUAUAUGUGUCGACUCUGAGUCGAACCGUGUCAGUGCCGUCCUGAACACCAAUCCAUUUGCCGCCGUCUCAAAGUGGCGAAAACAUAUAUUCGUCUAUGUGAUCGUGCUCGAGGGCAUGGGUAGAAACACAAGACUCAUCAAAACACAAUUCAUGCCAAUUCCGACACCGUCAACCAACAACAGCGCUAAUGGAAACAGCAACAAUGGUAAUGGAUCAGGAUCUUCGACAUCUUCGCUAUCGACAUCGCCCGGAACCAGUCCGACAUCGAGCACACUCUCACUGCCUUCAUCCGCGUCAGCAAUGGCCGUUGGAAACAUUGGUAACAGCGGAAAUUGCAACGGUGGAAGUGGCGGUUCCCCAUCUAAUUCUUUCAACCAGUUUGUCAUGACCGACGUCGCCAGCAGUAGCAGCAGUAGCAGCAGUGUUGGAUCACCUUCGAAUUCCUCACCAAAUUUUACACAAUCUUUUUCGAGCGCCAGUAGUAUCACUUCUGCUGGACAACUCAACGGACAAUCAAACCAACAACAACAACAGCAACAACAACAGCCAGCUUUUUUAUCGUUUAUCAAUAAUGUAAUUCACAAAGUUACACCACCACCACAAGUGCAAACACUGAUAGAGAACAUCCAGUAUCUACUGAUUCAAAGUAUUCAGAGAGCACUCAACAACUUUGUCAAUAGCAUUCAAAGAGAUCGUCUCUACUACAAUCAAGUGAUAUCCUACAAGAAGAACGAGGGAAUGUAUCUACCAACAUUGUUUCUCUCACAUGCAGGACUCUCACCAAAUGUUUCACCAACUAGUAUCUCUCCACCUAUUUCCGCUUCAACAACAACCUCUAACAACAACAAUGCAAAUAAUAUUAAUAUUAAUAUUAUUAGUAAUAAUAACAAUAAUAACAACAUUGUUUCAAGUAAUACUCUUGCUAUUCCAGGAUCAAACAAUAAUUUAAAUACCAAUAAUGGUAUAAGUAUAUAUGGUUCUCCUUUGAGUUGUUCACCCAAUUCAUCGGUUAUGUUCUUACCAAUGUCAAGUUCACCUUCACUCUCGAUUGCACACUCUGAACCACCAUCACCACCAACUGCACAGCAGUCCGAUAACCAGCCACUUACCGACGACGAAGACAGCUUGUCAUCCUCGCCAAACUCAUCAUCCGACAUCUCGAUAGUAGUUACAAACACACCAGCCAUUCCACAAUCUAAAUUCCUCGCUUACAACAAUGUCAUUCACAAUAUCAUUGGUAGUCACCACUACAACAACUUUACUCCAAAAAAGAUAACACCCAUACUUGCAAAUAACAUUAUAUUGGGUGGAAGCAGGCAGAAUACUAAGCAACCAUCCACCGACAACGAUAUCGCCAGCAACUCUGCAUCCGUCGUAAGCAGCAGUAUUACUAGUACAACCGGUAGCAUUCUCAGUGACAAGUCAAACUCGACUUUGGCAACCUCUUCAGCUUCCACUCCUUCCAUAUCGACACCGAUUGGAAGCGUAGGCACCAUAGCAUCACCCAUCAAUACACCGACAAGCUCCUCUUCAUUUAUGCAUAGUAAACCACGUGGUCUAAAGCAAUCAAAGGAGCUAGGUGAGAGACCAAGUAUCUCAACCUACGAAACCAAAGAUGGAUUUGGUUGUGCAGUCAUUUCCUCACUCUACGGGUGGGACUUUGAGAAGAAAGAAAGAGCCGGUGAACCAUUUGCCGAUUGUUUCUCACUCACCACAAUGUCUCAUCCAAAUCUACGUGCUACCCUUACCAUUGCCGAUGGUAGUGGACUUGGUGCAGAUGCUCAUCGCGCUGCUACCAUGUCUGUACUUGGUGCAAAUGAUUAUCUUGAUAAUAUAAAUUCAAUUGAAAUAACUACAACCAAUGAUUUACUGACGGUUCUUGGUAAUGCAAUUAUGGAGGGACAUAUGAGAAUCAUUGAGGAUGAACACUACCAGAAUAAAGAGAUACACAUUGAACCAAAGGGUGCCACUACUUUUUGUAUUGGUUGUCUUGGUCAAACAAAGAAUAUACUUCAGAAUCUAUCGUCUUCGUCCAAAGAUAAAAAGCCAGCAGCAUCUGAUCUUAGAGCUCAACAGUUCUCUAGACCACUACCACCUCCACCACCCAAACCCAAGGGUAACUUAGCUGUUCCAUCGUCAUCAUCUGGUGCCGCAUCAAUAAGAUCAUCCGAUGACUCUGUAGAUACCAGUGAUAAUAGCUCCAAGAGGAAGAAUAGUUAUUCAAACAACAACAACCAAGUGUACAGUCAAAAUAAUAAUAAUAAUAAUAAUAAUAAUAAUGUAGAUAGUAAUAAUAAUAAUAAUAAUAAUAAUAAUAAUAAUAAUAAUAAUAAUAAUAAUCAAUUGGAAAGUGAUGAAGUUGAAGUGUCAAAUUCUAAUAUUUUGGAUUAUGAGAUCGAUCCACCAGAGAUUACAAUCAAUGAAUUGCCAGCAAAGGUAGAGUCGAUUCUUGAGGAGAUUCAAUCUUUAGAUAUCAAACCAUCGAGACUAUCGAUUACACUCACCUCUGAACUACCAACCACUCCAAGACAAGAAGAGCAAGAGGAACAACAACAACAACAGCAACCAGAAGAAAUCGAACAAUCCCAACAAUCAUUACAAGAAGAAGAAGAAGAGCAACAACAACCAAAAUCACCGAGACCAUCCGUUGAGAACUUUGAUCAACAACAACAACAACAACAACAACAAACACAUACAGAACCAUGUUCAUGCCCACAACAUAAUAAUAAUAAUAAUAUCAAUACAAAUGAGUCAGACAACAACACAUGUACAGUUAAUAUUGAAGAAAAUAACAAUAACAAUAAUAGUAUUACUAAAAAAGUUAAACCUGUUCCACCUCCAAGAACAUUCAGAUCGAAUCUCUCAGUAUCACCCUCCAACUCUAGUAUAUCGUCGAUGGUGUCCUCCAGUAACUCUACUACCGAAUCGGUAAGCAGUAGCAGCUCAAGCUCACCACGUCUUGCCAGCACAGAUGGUCAGUGGUUCUUUAUGGUCGGAUCUGUCGGUGAUUGUAGGGCGUUCCGUUGGAGCUGCACAUCGAAAAAGGUGACCGAGAUUACCAAUGUCAAGCCAACCAGAAACUUUAAUGAAGCUGGUGGUCAACUCGGUUGGAUGUGGGGUGGCGACGAAGGUCUGUGGCCAUACAACGCUUCGGACUACCCUGGCGAUCCACGUCCAGAACUCAAGGAUGAGCUCACCAAAGCCAAGAACGAAAAGUCAAGACCAAACUUGAAGAAUCUGCACUUUGGACUGGUACUGGUGAAUCCCGGUGACCGUGUAUUCAUCGCAUCCGACGGUGUUACCGAUAACUUUUUGAACAUGAAUCCAUCGGUCAACGAAGAGAAGCAGGUCACCAAGGAGGAGUUGGAAACCAACAUUUCCAAUUUCAUCAAAUCACAGACACCAGAGGUGAUUGCUUCGUGUGACCGUCUCUGUCAGGCCAUCGUUACACACUGUCUCGAGAAAACACAAAACUUUAGAAACAUCCAAGAGGAGAUGAGUCGUACACUACUCAAGAUGAAGGAGAUCGAAAGAAGUGGCGAAGAUCUCUCGAAAGAUCAGUCCUAUCAAUCGCUAAAGAAGAACUACUCUAAACUAGCCAACAGCAUUCGACAUAUCAAAUAUGGUAAACCCGAUCAUUCUUCUAUCGUUAUGUAUGAAGUACCUUAUUCGCAUUGA